UUGUAUGCGUAAUGAUUCUCAAAAAGGACACAGAGGAAAUCAGUCAAUGCUAGUCACGGUGACCAGUUGUACUGGAGCCACCUCCGGCUGCAGCCUGUGUCCACACAAGGGAGCGGUGACCAGCGGCGACGAAGAUCCUGACACUCCCGGCUCAUUGGAUGGUUUCUCUCACUGAGACGACCCAGUGCCUGAACUGAUUGGCUAAUGCUUAUCUGUGCAUUAAAACUACUUUCAGGUUCCCUUAUGGGUCUUUGGCGUCCAUUAGCCCUGAGUUGCUAUUAACGUGUGUUAAUCUCUGUGGCUCCGCUUGUGGAUCAUUCUGAAGUUCAGAUGGCGGCCUUUGAACAAUUGCGAGACUUCUACUGGCUGUUCCUGGUGGCAGGAAUGUUACUGGUCUCUUUAAUAAUUGGCUGCAUAUUCCUCUGCAUCAACAAGUACAUCUCCAGGAAAGCAAAAGAGUACAAACCAAAUUUCCUUCAAAAUUCAAACCCCCAGUUUUAUACCCAGAACAGCAAAUACCACCCACAUCAUAUCGAGGAAGACUUACCCCCGCUGCCCCCAAGGAAUAUAAAUCUGCAGCCAUCCUUUCCAAGCUACGAGGAGAUCUCGGUCCCGCCGGAUUACAUCAAAGUGGUGGAGGAGACACCACCACCUCCACCCUACCAACACCAGGAGCCGGUGCAGCAGGCGAAGAGCCCUCUAGCAAGUGACGGAACCUCCAUGGACUCAUACGAUGAUGUGGUGACACCAGGCUACGUCAGCGAGGACUACGACGAUGUGGAAUGAUCCUGGGAUCCUGAAGGCUUUCUCUAGACAAGCCCUCAAUGAUAAAUGAUCGAUCGUGGUUUGGGCCUCAUCACGCUGCAACGAUUUUUCAAGUUUCAACAAUUCUCUAAGGCCCUGUCUGGUGUUUAUAUGGAGAUCUUUCUGGAAAUGGACUCAUGGUUCAUUUCAACAGAGGAUGUAAACUGAAUUAAUAUAUGUAUCAUCUCUCCACACUCUUAACAGAAGAAACUACUACUGCUACAGACUUAAUGUCUUCUGUAUGAUACCAUAUGCUAAUAGCAGAAUAUGGACUUUAUAGCAAAUGCUUUUAAUAUGUAAGAUAAAUUGUAAGUUUUGAAUAUAUGCUUAAAAUAUAUACAAGUUCGAAAAAGUCUUCCCAAGGCUA
Messenger RNA from Paramormyrops kingsleyae, 1171 nucleotides. RefSeq lists its product as uncharacterized. The record is from RefSeq and is a predicted model, not a curated record. Gene Ontology annotation, cellular component: immunological synapse; tetraspanin-enriched microdomain; membrane. NCBI's taxonomy places the organism in Eukaryota, Metazoa, Chordata, Actinopteri, Osteoglossiformes, Mormyridae.